Zalophus californianus (California sea lion) is the source of this 2043-nucleotide messenger RNA. RefSeq names its product BICD family like cargo adaptor 1 (gene BICDL1). NCBI's taxonomy places the organism in Eukaryota, Metazoa, Chordata, Mammalia, Carnivora, Otariidae. The record is from RefSeq and is a predicted model, not a curated record. Gene Ontology annotation, biological process: Golgi to secretory granule transport; vesicle transport along microtubule. Bases 54 to 1931 code for a protein of 625 amino acids. The transcript has 11 exons.
GCCUGGCGCGCGCCGGCCGGGCCGCACCGCUGCGGGCUCCGCGCGCGCGGGCCAUGUCCGCCUUCUGCCUGGGCUUGGCCGGCCGCGCUUCAGCACCCGCCGAGCCGGACAGCGCCUGCUGCAUGGAGCUGCCCGCCGCGGUCGCGGACGCAGUCGGGAGUCCAGCCGCCACUGCCCUCGUCUCCUUCCCCGGGGGCCCCGGGGAGCUGGAACUGGCGUUAGAGGAGGAGCUGGCGCUGCUGGCGGCCGGGGAACGGCCGUCCGACCCCGGGGAGCAUUCUCAGGCCGAGGUCGGGCCUCCGGCCGAGGGGUCCGGACUGCAGCCGCCACCCGCCCAGGAUCCCGAGCUGCUGUCGGUGAUCCGGCAAAAGGAGAAGGAUCUGGUGUUGGCGGCCCGGCUGGGCAAGGCGCUGCUCGAGAGGAACCAGGACAUGAGCCGGCAGUACGAGCAGAUGCACAAGGAGCUGACAGACAAGCUGGAGCACUUAGAACAAGAGAAACACGAACUAAGAAGACGAUUUGAGAACCGAGAAGGGGAAUGGGAAGGGCGUGUGUCAGAGCUGGAGAGUGAUGUGAAACAACUUCAGGAUGAGUUGGAGAGGCAGCAGGUUCAUCUACGGGAAGCAGAUCGAGAAAAAACACGGGCUGUCCAGGAAUUAUCAGAACAGAACCAGAGGUUAUUGGAUCAACUCAGCAGAGCAUCAGAAGUUGAGAGACAACUCUCCAUGCAAGUCCAUGCCCUCAGAGAAGACUUUCGGGAGAAAAACUCAUCAACCAACCAGCACAUCAUCAGGCUUGAAAGCCUUCAGGCUGAGCAGGUUCUUGAAAUCAAGAUGCUGUCGGAUCGGAAACGGGAGCUGGAACAUCGUCUCAGGACCACCUUAGAGGAGAACGACCUGCUCCAGGGGACUGUGGAGGAGCUCCAGGACCGGGUGCUGAUCCUGGAGAGGCAAGGCCAUGACAAAGACCUACAGCUGCAUCAGAGCCAGCUGGAGCUCCAGGAGGCGCGGCUCUCCUCCCGACAGCUGCAGGUGAAGGUGGAAGAGCUCACGGAGGAGAGGAGCCUGCACAGUUCCGCCGCCACCAGCACGUCUCUCCUGUCCGAGAUAGAGCAGAGCAUGGAGGCUGAGGAGCUGGAGCAAGAGAGAGAGCAGCUGAGACUGCAGCUCUGGGAGGCCUACUGCCAGGUUCGCUACCUCUGCGCGCACCUCCGAGGGAACGACAGUGCCGACUCGGCCGUCUCCACGGACUCCUCAAUGGACGAGUCUUCAGAAACUUCAUCCGCCAAGGAUGUGCCGGCUGGCAGCUUGCGCACGGCCCUGAGCGAGCUCAAGAGGCUGAUACAGAGCAUUGUGGAUGGCAUGGAGCCCACGAGCUCCCGGAGAAUUGACGAUGACUCCUUAGAAGAACAGAUAAGGCAGACCAGUGAGGACUCGAGAGCCCUAAGGGAACUCAUGGAGGGAGAGAGGGGUAAACUGAGGCAAAGCCUAGAGGAGCUACAGCAACUCCACAGUCAGGUGACGUUGCUGAGUGUCGAGAUGACUGCCCUGAAGGAGGAGAGAGACCGACUCAGAGUGACGUCCGAGGCCAAGGAGCCAAAGGAGCAGCUUCAGAAGGCCGUCCGGGACCGCGACGAGGCUAUUGCAAAGAAGAAUGCUGUGGAGUUGGAACUCGCCAAGUGCAAGAUGGACAUGAUGUCUCUGAACAGCCAGUUGCUGGAUGCCAUUCAGCAGAAACUGAACCUCUCGCAGCAGCUUGAGGCUUGGCAGGAUGACAUGCACAGGGUCAUUGACCGGCAGCUGAUGGACACGCACCUGAAGGAACGGAGCCGGCCUGCUGCCGCCCUGUCCAGGGCCCACGGCGCGGGGCGUGCGGACGAGCCCGGCCCCGCCGAAGGCAAGCGGCUCUUCUCAUUCUUCAGGAAAAUUUAGGUCAGGAGGAGUCAGGCCAGCAAGGAUGGGUGGACUAGAGGUGACUGAAACGGGGUGCGUGCGAGGGCUCAGCACACCAUGCUUGUACACGAGGGCUCCCCUGGGCCAGCUC